This is a messenger RNA of Oppiella nova, 881 nucleotides long. The record is from the annotation of a GenBank genome assembly. NCBI's taxonomy places the organism in Eukaryota, Metazoa, Arthropoda, Arachnida, Sarcoptiformes, Oppiidae.
AAAUGCUUUGCAAUGCAUCUCAUAGUGAGGCCUGCUUUGAGUGAAUCACUCAUCUAUUGAUCCAUUGAGUGAUUAUCCAUAAAUCGGUGGCAGAUAUGGCCGUAACCAACGCAUCAACUCUUGUGGACAUUCAGAACAACGAGACUUUCAUUAAAGAGGACCACAACGAGAUGCGGUUUAGGACCAGGGUCAAUAAGAUCAAGGUUGGACGCAUAGAGCUAGGAGACGUGACUCCGCAUAAUAUUAAACUUCUUCGGCGUCUAAAUCAAGUGAUAUUUCCCGUCAGUUAUAACGACAAGUUUUAUAAGGAUGUCUUAGAGGCCGGAGAGUUGGCUAAACUCGCGUAUUACAACGACAUAGUCGUGGGCGCCGUUUGCUGUCGGAUCGACACCUCGGAGAACAGUCGACGCCUUUAUAUCAUGACUUUGGGCUGUUUGGCGCCAUACAGACGACUGGGCAUCGGGUCUAAGAUGGUUGAGCACGUGUUGUCCAUUGUCGAGAGGGACGGCUCUCUGGACAGCAUCUUCCUGCACGUGCAGGUGAACAAUGAGGGCGCCAUUGACUUCUACAAGAGGUUCGGCUUCGAGAUCGUCGAAACCAAAGAGCAUUACUACAAGAGGAUAGAGCCGGCCGACGCUCACGUCCUCCAGAAGACUCUCAGACACACCACUCAUGCGUUUAAGACGAAUGGCGAACAAUAAUCUCCACGACUCCAGAGUAGUGGUCGACUGAACGGUGGACUCGAAAUCUAUUUUUAAUGUCUUUUUAUCUCUUAAACAUCGAUUGUUUGCCAAAAGUUAGUUCACAAAUACAGUACAGUAUAUUGCAUUCAAUGAACAAAUUGUAUGUUUUAUAAUAAAUCCAAGUCAUUCACCCAUUAA